UCAGUUGCAUUGCGACAACGACGGUGUACGCGACGUUUGAUUUGUAUGAGCGGGCAUUUUUAAUCAAUAAUUUUAUACACGAAUAAACGAUAUAUCGCGCGGUUGUUUGAAAAAUUCUCACGGCAGCCGGUACGUGACGCGAGUCACUGGAAGAAAAAUUCAUAAAAAAAGUAAUUAUUGAAAAAAAAAUCAAAACUCGUGUUUCACGCAUUUUAUGGUCUUAUCAGCUGUAGGUGUGUGUGUCUGUGAAGACAGCUAAGUGAUAAAUAAAUAUUGAAUUGUCAAGUGUUGGAAGUUAAGACGACUCUUGUGGGUGGACGCGUGCUUAAUGCGGUUCUGACGCCAGCGUCCAAGUCCAAGUGAAUGGCUACAAUGCGCCGGCGCAGCCAGACAAGUGAAUGUCCCCGUUCUUAUUACAACAAGUAAAUGCACGCAAAAGUGCAGUGAAGUGACAAACGGUGUACAUAUAUAUACACAUAUAUGCAAAAAAAUUAAAAAAAAAAUUCACUAACUGAUGCCUCAUUUAAGCCAAAGCAGCUGUCUGAGUUUCUGGCGAAAGGUGCAAAGUUAGUUAGGAUUCAAUCUACUAGUGCAUACAUACAUACAAACACGUAUUUCUGUAUAUAAAGUGCUUGUGCAAUAAUCAUAAAGUGAAUUAGUGAGUGAAUGGUGUUCAAAAAGCGGGUGACCUAUAAUUAGUGUGAUAAAACUGGCGUAGUAUGUAUAUGUAAAGAAGUACAUAUAUAUAAAUAUAUAUACCAUACAUACAUGUGCUUUGUGAUUGCUUUUGUGUAGAGCACUCUAAAAUUAAAUUGGAACGUGUCAAGUAAAUUGUGCAAUAUUAAUUAAGCAGGAGAAGGAGAGCUUUGGAGGCAAUUACGCACAUAUUAAUACAGAUACAUACAAACAACACACAGAUCUCGGAAGGGAACGCAUUGAAAAAUGUCAUUAAAGAAGGAGACUCCAUCCGAUGUGCUGUUGCAUCUGGCAGCACUACGUGGCGAUGAAAUCAACCUGCGGCGUGUACUUGACAGCGGCAAAGUGCAUGUGGAUUGCAAAGAUGAGGAUGGCACUACACCGCUUAUACUUUCCGCAGCGGGCGGUCACACCCCAUGUGUGUUGGAAUUACUCGAACAAGGCGCAGAUCCGAAUUCACGACGCGCCACUGGUACAACACCGUUAUUUUUCGCAGCACAGGGUGGCUACUUGGAUGUGGUGAAAAUACUGAUAAAAGCCGGUGCUAGCGUGGAUACACCAUCGGUGGAUGGUGGUACGCCGUUAUUUGUCGCUGCACAAGGUGGUUAUGUGAAAUUGGUUCGUGAGUUGUUGGAUUGUGGCGCCAAUGUGAAUGCAUGCAUGAAGCAGGAUCGCGCCACACCCGUUUUUAUAUCCGCACAAAAUGGACAUCGCACAGUGUUAUCGCUGCUCAUCACGGCGGGCGCCAAUCCCGAUAUGAAGCGCAUAGAUGGCGCUACACCACUGUGGAUCGCCGCACAAAUGGGACACGAUCACAUAUGUAAAGUGUUGUUGCAAAAUGGCGCUUUUGUGGAUGCGGUACGCUGUGAUGGGGCGACGCCACUCUUCAAGGCAGCGCAUAAGGGACACGCGGCGGUUGUGACGGAACUCUUGAAACACCGUCCCAAUUUGGGGCUACUACCGAACGGUGAAACAGCGCUGCAUGCGGCCGCCAUGUUCGGUCACUUAACCGUUUGCAAGCAACUGAUUGCUGCGGGCAGCGAUAUACUGCAGAAAAAUCAGGAGGGACUCACCGCUUUGCAGGUGGCGCGUCAGCAGAAGUACACGUCGAUCUGUGAUUAUCUGCAGGAUCGUUUGCGUUUGGUGCGCGCGCGUGCUGGGACGGCCACAUAAAUAACGUUGUCUCGUGUGUUUUGUGGAAUAGAUGAGCGGCAGCUUUAGGUUGUUAAAGUUGAGUGAAAAUGGAAAUCAUUUGAAUAAGCGUAUUUAGUUAGUUUCGCUAUACAAUUGAAGACAAUAGUGUCUGUAGGCGUGCGCAAAAAGUAUUUAGUAAACAAAACUCGAAAAUAGAUUUGUAUAGCCAAAGGGAAUGUCGGGCGUUUUUCUGCUCAAAUUGCUGAGUUGAAAAAUUUAUAACCAAGAAAUCGAUGAAUAUUGUAUGUAGAAGUUGAAGUGAGUUGGCACUAAAGUGAUUUACAAUUUCAAAUUAAUUUUUUUUGUUUGUACGAAUCUAUAGCUUUUAAUAUAUAUGUAUAUACUUCUUAAAAUUUUGGUUUCAUUUUUAAACAUUAAAUUUAUAUACAUUAUUUUCUAUGUAAAUAUUCUGUUGCUAUUAAUUUUAGGUUUCAAAAAUAUUUUCUUUAUAAAAAAAAUAUUAUUUUCAAAAUUUUUUAGUAUUCAAAAUUUUUUUUUUUUGAAAAUUUGAUGAGAAAAUU
Molecule: messenger RNA, 2411 nt
Organism: Zeugodacus cucurbitae (melon fly)
Lineage: Eukaryota; Metazoa; Arthropoda; Insecta; Diptera; Tephritidae
Product: ankyrin repeat domain-containing protein 29
Exons: 7
Coding region: 943-1869 (308 amino acids)
Biological process (GO): RNA processing
Cellular component (GO): cytoplasm; nucleus
Molecular function (GO): RNA nuclease activity; protein binding; RNA binding
Source: RefSeq, a predicted model, not a curated record